CUUUUGCUAUAUAACUUCUACUCCAGAGCAAAGGAACAUGCAAAAAUCAGUUGGAUUGCUGCUUCCUAAUCUUCUUUCCUGUUCUCAGUUGUGAUUAGGUUUGGUUUCUGAGGAGCUAUUGGGAUGGCGGAUGUUAGCAAUGGUACCUUUGAAUUUAGCGUAAGCCAGGGAGAACCAACUCGAGUUCUUCCAGCUGAAGAGACAGAGAAGGGUCUCUACUACCUCUCAAACCUAGACCAAAACAUUGCAGUCAUAGUUCGUACUAUUUACUUCUUUAAGUCAGAGUCUAAAGGAAAUGAGGACGCUGUGGAAGUAGUGAAAAAUGGCCUGUCAAAGAUUCUUGUUUACCAUUAUCCGUUUGCUGGGCGACUAACAAUCAGUUCAGAAGGGAAGCUCAUAGUGGACUGCACUGGGGAGGGGGCUGUCUUUGUCGAAGCUGAAGCAAAUUGUGGACUAGAGGAGAUGGGGGACAUAAAAAAGCCUGAUCCUGUCACUCUUGGAAAGUUGGUGUAUGAGACUCCUGGUGCUCAGAAUUUACUUGAGAUACCUCCUUUGGUGAUUCAGGUGACCAAGUUCAAGUGUGGAGGAUUUUCUAUUGGGAUGAGCAUGAACCAUUGUAUGCUAGAUGGGAUUGGAGCUAUGGAAUUUAUGAAUGGAUGGGGUGAAGUUGCCAGAGGCUUGCCCUUAAAGAUCCCUCCGUUUUUAGAUAGGAGCAUACUAAAAGCCCGCAACCCACCUCUGAUAGAAUUUUCACACCACGAAUUUGAUGAGAUUGAAGAGAUAUCAAACACAGCCAAGCUGUAUGAAGAAGAAGAAAUGCUCUAUAAAUCAUUCCUUUUUGACCCUGAUAAGCUUGGACAACUGAAGGAAAAAGCCAUGGAAGAUGGAGUUCUAUCCAAGUGCACCACAUUUCAAGUCUUAGCAGGCUUUAUCUGGAGAGCUCGGUGCCAAGCAUUAAACUUACUCCCAGGGCAACAGACUAAGCUCCUCUUCGCCGUCGAUGGACGGCAAAGAUUUACCCCUCCAUUACCUGAAGGAUAUGCUGGUAAUGGUAUUGUGUUAACAAACUCAAUAGUUACUGCUGGUGAGUUGCUCGAGAAACCACUGUCUUUCGCGGUGGGAUUAAUCCAACAGGCGAUCAAAUUGGCUACAGACAGCUAUAUGAGAUCGGCCAUUGACUAUUUUGAAGCAACAAGAGCUAGGCCUUCUUUAGCUGGAACUGUUCUGCUUACAACGUGGUCUAAGCUAUCUUUCUACACAAUAGACUUCGGAUGGGGAGAACCUAUUUCAUCAGGGCCUGUAGCUUUGCCAGAAAAACCUGUUAUUCUUUUCCUUCCUCAACAGAAAGAUACGAAAAGCAUUAGUUUGCUUUUGGGAUUGCCAGCUUCUGCAAUGAAUAUCUUCGAAGAACUAAUGCAGAUUUAAAAAAUAGUCGGAGGAUCUGUUCUAUUCUUGUAUCGACAGACACACAUACUAAAGUUCUAUUGUUGAAGCAUUUGUCAUCAUUGUUGAUGUCGGGGGAAUCUAGUGGCUGGAAAAGGAAGCAAAGUAUCAUAAGAGUUAAUUUCCCAAACGGAGGAUGGAUUCUCUAUGGUGCUAAGAACAUUAAGGCUGUGUCAAAUGUACACUUGCAGUUCUGAGGCUUCAUGUCAGUAGUUGUCUUACAUUCAAGAACCAAAAUAACCUCAGAUCAACUAGCUUCUGAGUUCUGAGUCAUAUAUUUGUUUAUGUGAUAGUGGCAUUCUUAGUCAAAUGGGCGUCUGUAUUGUUUCUUUCAGCCAUGUACUCGUAUCCAAAGUAAGAAUUAAUACUGUAUUGGAAUAACAAAGCCUGAAGAGGCCUAUGAAAUGCAACUGCUUCGUAAUUCUGUGAUUCAACUAUGAGAAAUGCAGUCUGUAAGAGCAUAUAUUUUACAUUUCUCAGAGGAUCACCUGCCAUAUUGGAAAAGAAAUUCCAGGUAUUUAAAUUUGAAUUCCAGAUCUGUUGAAUGACUCAGAUUCAUUGCCUAAUCCUUUUUAAACCCCUUUUUCUCCGUUCAGAUUGAGCCAGACAUUUUAAAAUUUUCCAUGAAAUAUAAAAUACCAUGUUAAUUCUUUUCCUCACACAAACAAAAGGGAGCAAUCAAGCCCAUUAAUUCAUUUCUUGGUGAUGUAACAGAUAUCUGUCAAUCAUCUAAUUAAUCCAAUCUGCUUAAUUUAGCAGAAGAAUAAACGUCUAGAUCACCCUGCGAGAAGUGAGGGCCUCCCAAUACCAUCCACCAAAGUUGAAUCAGAAUCAGUCGAAAGAGGAAAAAACGAGGAGCAGCUCAUUGAUUAAUUGAUAUUACUCAUACCCAAUAACUACUUUCUGCAACUUCCAAUAACAUUGUUGCAUCAAUCAUUGUCAUGUGUGUGUCAUGAGGCCUACCAC
Messenger RNA from Durio zibethinus, 2409 nucleotides. RefSeq names its product omega-hydroxypalmitate O-feruloyl transferase-like. Gene Ontology annotation, molecular function: acyltransferase activity, transferring groups other than amino-acyl groups. Lineage: Eukaryota; Viridiplantae; Streptophyta; Magnoliopsida; Malvales; Malvaceae. The record is from RefSeq and is a predicted model, not a curated record.